This is a messenger RNA of Oryctolagus cuniculus (rabbit), 1330 nucleotides long. Lineage: Eukaryota; Metazoa; Chordata; Mammalia; Lagomorpha; Leporidae. The record is from RefSeq and is a predicted model, not a curated record.
AUGCUGGAAUCACAGCAGAGAUUUCUCAGAGCCAGGGCCCUUGCAGAUGUCACGAGACCACAGGGGCACUGCAACACUGACCACAUGGAGAGAGACCUUAACAUUGUUGUCCACGUCCAGCACUACGAGAACAUGGAUAUGAGAACCCCCAUAAAUAAUCUACACACCACACAGAUGAACAACGCUGUGCCCACCUCCCCUCUGCUCCAGCAGAUGGGCCACCGGCAUUCGUAUCCCAACCUGGGACAGAUCUCCAAUUUCUAUGAGCAGCAGCCGCCAGGCAAAGAGCUCAACAAGUACGCCUCCUUAAAGGCAGUCGCUGACAAGGUCAAUGACGACUUCUAUUCUAAGCGACGGCACCUGGCAGAGCUGGCCACCAAGGGGAACCUCCCUCUGCACCCCGUGAGAGUGGAGGAUGAGCCUCAGGCCUUCAGCCCUGAGCACGGCCCCACCAAGCAGAAUGGACAGAAGUCCCGCACCAACAAGAUGCCCCCACACCCCCUGGCCUACAACGCCACCGCCAACUUUAAGGGCUGGGACCCCAACGAGCAGUCUCUCCGGCGGCAGGCCUAUGGCAACAAGAGCAAGCUUGGCACGGCCGAGCUGGGCUCCAGCAACCCCUUGGGGACUCGCACCCAGCACUACCCACCCCCACAGCCAUACUUCAUCACCAACAGCAAAACGGAAGUGACUGUCUGAGCUUUGCUACAGGGAGUUCCCUGGAGACCACACUCAACUGAGAGAGGCAAAAAAUCCCAGUCCCUACCUUUCCUAUCCUCCUGUCCCCCAAACACACACCCACACACUCUCAACAGGAACCCAGUGUAGACCUACUGGUGACAGAGAAUCACGCUUUCCCUGGGUCACGCCUAACACGCUUCAGCAGGCAGCUGAGGAAGACAGGAGCAUGGACAUGCAGCAAUACAGCAAAGGGGAAACGGAGGCACCCUCUUAACAUCGGGCCCAAGGUGGCAGCCAGCUCACAUGCCCACACCGUGGGGCUAGUCUUUCUUUUCCUCCUAACUGGAAACUGAAAUCUGUGAUGGCAAAAAAAAAAAAAAAAUUAAAGUAGCACAAUUUAGAGAAAUUGUCCAUGUGAGCACAUGCACUAUUUGCCACGUGCUAUCUGUUUUUUUGAUAAAAGAGCCGGGGUGAAAGGGGAUAGAGAGAGGGUGAGGCUGUGCACAGAGAAGCAUGGAUGUCGGAAGAAUUGUUCUGGGAGAGAUUCACCUACACCGAAAGCAUUGUUUUCUACCCCCAAGAAGAGCUGAUGUGAACACCAAGUUUUAAUGAGUACGAGGCAGGAACUGGACCCCCAACCAUAUAGGGA